CCAUACUUCAUUUUUGUCCAAGGUGCCCCUGGUGGUGUUCAAACGUGAGAAGGAGAUAGCGAGGAAGUUGGAGUUUGCCGGCCUCUACAUCACAGAGCAGCCGUCAGAUGAUGACAUCAAAGGGCAGUGGGACAGAUUGGUCAUCAAUACUCCAUCCUUCCCCAACAACUAUUGGGACAAAUUUGUCAAACGCAAAGUGAUCAAAAAGUACGGAGACCUGUAUGGAGCUGAGAGGAUAGCAGAGCUGCUAGGGAUGGAUAAGAGCGCCCUUGAUUUCAACCCUACAGAGGAAACUGUCGCCAAAGAGGCCUCGCUUGUGUCAUGGCUGAGCUCAAUCGACACAAAGUAUCAUGUGUGGAAAUUGGGAGUGGUGUUUACGGACAAUUCCUUCCUGUAUCUGGUGUGGUACACCACCAUGUCCAUCCUGGGUCACUACAACAACUUCUUCUUCGCUGCUCACCUGCUGGACAUCGCCAUGGGGUUCAAGACCCUCCGCACCAUCCUCUCCUCCGUCACACAUAAUGGCAAACAGCUGGUGUUGACGGUCGGCCUGCUGGCAGUUGUGGUCUAUCUCUACACUGUGGUGGCCUUCAACUUCUUCAGGAAGUUCUACAAUAAGAGCGAAGACGAGGAUGAGCCAGAUAUGAAGUGUGACGACAUGAUGACUUGUUACCUGUUCCACAUGUACGUCGGUGUGAGAGCCGGGGGGGGCAUCGGGGAUGAGAUCGAGGACCCCGCUGGUGACCCCUAUGAGCUCUACCGCAUCCUGUUUGACAUAACUUUCUUCUUCUUCGUCAUCGUCAUCCUCCUGGCCAUCAUCCAGGGUUUGAUCAUCGAUGCCUUUGGAGAGCUGAGAGACCAGCAGGAACAAGUGAAAGAGGACAUGGAGACCAAAUGCUUCAUCUGUGGGAUCGGCAACGACUACUUCGACACAACACCUCACGGCUUUGAGACUCACACCUUACAAGAGCACAAUUUGGCCAACUACCUGUUCUUCCUGAUGUACCUCAUCAACAAGGACGAGACGGAGCACACUGGCCAGGAGUCUUAUGUGUGGAAGAUGUACCAGGAGCGCUGCUGGGAUUUCUUCCCAGCCGGAGACUGCUUCCGCAAGCAGUACGAAGAUCAGCUUGGAUAGAGCAGAUGCAUCCUCUUUACCUCUAUUCAAAUAAUGUGGGCUGCUGGAACAUGUAGUCCUGCAUACAGUUACUGCACUACAACAACACACAGUCAUCCCGCCAACGCUUCAGACUGGCUUGAGGAGAGACAAAGCUACUUUUUUAUCUAAUAAGAGAAAUGUCUCCCGCUCGUCUUUGGUGUACCUUUGUUGGUGCGGCAGCAGUCCAUGAGGAAACGACCUGUCACUCGCCCAGAAAUUAAGAUGUAUUUUAAUUUGGGACUCGUCUUUGACAGCGUGUUGCCUUUUACUCCACAUAACCCCAAAUCAUUGCACAAUUUUUAGUUUUGUCUUUUUGAGAAACACUGGGUUUUGUGGGGUUAUGGGACAAUGUGUCAGUCAUAUUAUGCACAAGAACCCAACUUCAAUAUUCUGAAAAUGUUGAACUUGAGACUUAAUGCCAAAAGAAUAAUGGAGGAGUUCAGUAGAUUUACAUAGUGCGCAAAAAUGUGAUAUGAGCAUUUUUUUUCAAGAUGUUGUAACCUUGCAUAUUGAGAUGAUGUUUUAGAAUGAAGUGGCAAAAAUGUUUAUUACAUAGGGUUUAAGAAAAUAAAUGCCUAAUUUCUUCAUGAAGUGCCUUACAGUACUGUAUCUACAUUACAAUGAAGCUAUGCAAAAGUUUUGUUUCUUCUUUAUUGUAUGUAAGUACAGUAAUUCUCCUGGAGCAGAUACAAGUAGCUGUCCAGAUGUGUAGUUUGUGGCUGAACUUUUUCAUUUGAACAUGGAAGAACAGCAUUGGUUGGAUUUGACCGAUGCUUUUGCUGAAUGCAGCAUAACUAACUGAACACCUUCAAAAAAGAACAAAAUGUAAUAGCUAUUGUAUGGCCAUUUGUAUGUAGUAGCUUUGCUGAUCUGUGCAUUUCUUUUAAAGUAAAAAAUUAAAGAAAUCAGUGCAAGAAAUAUU
Molecule: messenger RNA, 2081 nt
Organism: Notothenia coriiceps (black rockcod)
Lineage: Eukaryota; Metazoa; Chordata; Actinopteri; Perciformes; Nototheniidae
Product: ryanodine receptor 3-like
Exons: 11
Biological process (GO): release of sequestered calcium ion into cytosol by sarcoplasmic reticulum; striated muscle contraction
Cellular component (GO): smooth endoplasmic reticulum; sarcoplasmic reticulum membrane; calcium channel complex
Molecular function (GO): ryanodine-sensitive calcium-release channel activity
Source: RefSeq, a predicted model, not a curated record